Molecule: messenger RNA, 1943 nt
Organism: Trichomycterus rosablanca
Lineage: Eukaryota; Metazoa; Chordata; Actinopteri; Siluriformes; Trichomycteridae
Product: cytochrome P450 3A27-like
Exons: 14
Coding region: 137-1648 (503 amino acids)
Molecular function (GO): oxidoreductase activity, acting on paired donors, with incorporation or reduction of molecular oxygen, reduced flavin or flavoprotein as one donor, and incorporation of one atom of oxygen; iron ion binding; heme binding
Source: RefSeq, a predicted model, not a curated record
UGUUUCUGUUUGGUCUGAUCGAGGAAGUAAAUUUAGCUGCUGAAAAUCGUUUUCUGUUCUAAACCCUAAAGAACCAGAAGAGGAGAAUCCAGCUGUGUAAAAGCAGACACGGUGUACACCGGGACCCUGAAGCGUGAUGGAGGGAUAUCUCGUGUAUUUCUCGGCUGAAACCUGGACUCUCCUGCUGCUCCUCAUCAGUCUCGUGGUGGUGUAUGGAUACUGGCCCUAUGGACUCUUCAGGAAGUUAGGAAUCCCCGGCCCUAAGCCUCUUCCCUUCGUCGGGACCCUGUUGGAGUACAAGAAGCCGAUACAUGAGUUUGACGUGGAGUGUUUUAGGAAGUAUGGGAGAGUUUGGGGAAUAUACGACGGCAGGUCUCCUGUACUUUGUAUCACGGAUAAAACCGUCAUCAAAUCUGUCCUUGUGAAGGAGUGUUACACCUUGUUCACCAACAGGAGGGACUUCGGUUUGAACGGCGAUCUGUACAACGCUGUGUUCCUGAGCAAAGACGAGGACUGGAAGAGGAUCAGGAGCGUCCUGUCUCCGUCGUUUACCAGCGGCCGACUGAAGGAGAUGUUUUGGAUCAUGAAGACCCACGCAGACACUAUGGUCAAAAAUCUAAAGAAGACAGCAAAGCAAGCUGGUAGAGUUGAUGUCAAAGAGCUGUUCGGAGCGUACAUGAUGGAUGUGAUCACCGGCUCGGCCUUCAGCGUGGACAUCGACUCCCUCAACAACCCCAACGACCCGUUCGUGACCAACGUCAAGAAACUAGUGGAGUUUGAUUUCUUCAAUCCUCUGCUCUUCAUUGCAGCGCUGUUCCCCUUCAUGCUGCCAUUGCUGGAGAAACUGAACUUCAGCGUUUUCCCCAAAUCGACGGUUGAAUUCUUCUUUGCAUCGCUGAAGAAGAUCAAAGUGGAUCGACAGGAUGAGAACUACAAGAGGAGAGUGGACCUCCUGCAGCUGAUGAUGGACUCUCAGACCUCACCGAUGGAGGGCGACCAGAAUGGAGACCAGAUGAGUAAAGGUCUGAGCGAUCACGAGAUCCUCUGCCAGUCCGUGAUCUUCAUCUUCGCCGGUUAUGAGACGAGCAGCAGCACUCUGGCGUUCUUCUUCUACAACAUAGCCACCAAUCCUGACGCCAUGAGGAAACUUCAGGAGGAGAUCGACCACACCUUCCCCAACCAGGCUCCAGCUGAGUACGACCUGGUGAUGAACAUGGACUACCUGGACGCCGCUCUGAGGGAGUCGCUCCGGUUAUACCCGGUCGCUGGUCGGACAGACCGAAUCUGCAAGAAAACCGUAGAGAUCAACGGUAUCAAAAUCCCCAAAGAUGUAAUCGUCAUGGUGCCCAUUUACGCCCUCCACAGGGAUCCUGAAUACUGGACGGACCCGGACACCUUCAACCCCGAGAGGUUCACCGAGGACAACAAGGAGGACGUCGACCCCUACGUGUACAUGCCUUUUGGCGCAGGACCCAGGAACUGCAUCGGGAUGAGGUUCGCCCUGGUGGUCAUGAAGCUGGCCAUCGUGGAGAUCCUGCAGAGAUUCGACAUCCGCCUCUGUGAGGAGACCAAGGUUCCGUUGGAAAUGGGCGCCAACCCUUUCAUGUGUCCCAAAGACCCCAUCAAACUCGAGUUCACUCCUCGAUGAGACGGAGCCUCCGACACCCACCAGCACCUGAUGAUUUAACGUUUUCAAAAUUCACUUUAAUUCUGACCUGGGAUUUGCUCUCGGGCUGGCGGGUGGGUGUUCGGGCGGGCGGCUGUACGGUGGGAGUGGCUUGAGGGGAUUCUGCAUCACUGCUGGCUGAUGGACGGACGGGGGGUAAUGGAUGUCGGUGCGUGACUUCUGUGUUAACCCGCCCGGUGCAGGGGAAAAGAAGUGCUCGGUCCUGCACACGUCGGAGGGGGCGUGUUAGUUAUAUAUAAUAAAUACAUACCACCAA